AUGACGCCCAAAGGGUUUUCUCCAUUUACGUGGCGUGUCACGAUUUUCAUGAAUGCCUCAAAAGGCGUGCGGAUAGACUUCCGCUUCAUAAUGUGGCUUCGAUCUAGGUCGUUGAUCGGGCGUCUUACCUUUUUUCAAAUUUUGAAGCGUCGUUCCAUGCGGGAUUUCAUGAUUAGUCGUGGGUUCCUCUCUAAAUGGACCUUGUCCUUUCUUCAUUUUCUCCUUUUGCAAUUUCGCACUCUCUUCCACAAGUUUAGAGUUUUUAUCCUGCAAUCAGCCGACGAGUUAUUAGCUUCUUUGGACGUUCUCCGUGCCCCCAGAAUUUCUAAACUUUUUUCGAAUAGUUGUUACAUCCUCGUCGGCAACCAAGAGCCUAGAUCUGGCGUUGGUUUGAGUAUCACGAGGCCAGUACAACAUCCAGUCGAGUGCUGA
Striga asiatica is the source of this 432-nucleotide messenger RNA. Lineage: Eukaryota; Viridiplantae; Streptophyta; Magnoliopsida; Lamiales; Orobanchaceae. The record is from the annotation of a GenBank genome assembly.